Messenger RNA from Colius striatus (speckled mousebird), 3668 nucleotides. RefSeq names its product EF-hand calcium binding domain 5 (gene EFCAB5). Bases 78 to 3614 code for a protein of 1178 amino acids. NCBI's taxonomy places the organism in Eukaryota, Metazoa, Chordata, Aves, Coliiformes, Coliidae. Gene Ontology annotation, molecular function: calcium ion binding. The record is from RefSeq and is a predicted model, not a curated record. The transcript is spliced from 20 exons.
CCUGUUCAUUUGCAAAGCCACUUAGAAAGCAGGAGGAAUAAGAGCUAUUUUGAUGUCUGCUUUAAAGUGAUUGAAGUAUGGCUGCUCAGGCAGAAGAAGCAGCUCAAACUGCAGGUCUAAGACAUCCCAAACCUGGAAGUAAGAGUAUGACGGCCCCAGAAAUGAGAAAUCAGGGGAAUAAGGAGCUGCCAUGUCUUAGUGCACAUGCUCUGUGGAAAGAGUGUUUUUAUGAAAAGAUACAGCAGAGGUGUCUGAGUCUGCAGGAGAUAAAGGUGAAGAUGAUUUGUGCACAAAAGGCAGAAGAAGAAAAGGUAAAGAAGAGAGAACCCUGUGACCAGCUGUCCAAGGAGUGGUUCAGUGAAGAGAAAGAGACACUAGAUACUCGCAUCUAUUUGCUUGACAAACUCCUACCUACAUUAAUCCCAGGAGUAGAAAAACUGUUAAUGGAAGUGAAAAGAAAGAAUGUGUUUGCACCAGACAAAGAAUCAACAAAAUUUAACCCCUUAAUUUUCCUUGGGGAGUAUCUGAUGACACAUAACCCUCAGUAUAAUAUUUCUACAAAACCAGGUCCGUAUUUGAGAGGAAUGAAGAUGGUCACAGAGGAGCUAAAAACUGAGAUGCCAGGAUCAAUAUCAGGGAGGCUGGCCAGGAUGAAGGCUGAGGCAAAGAACAAACGUAAGGACAGGGAGCAGGCGGACAAUCUGAAGUCUCAAGUGAAAGAGAUGAGAAAGGAGGCACUGGCAAUUCAGUUCAAAGAGUGGACAGUGGAUGCCAGUGGCAGUAUACCAUUGGCUCUGGUCCAGCAUGCCCUUAAGUCUUUUCCAGAUGCCAUUGUUUCUACUCCCAUAGAUGUGAGAAAAGCAAUCUGUGACAAGCUGGAAAUCACAGACACUUUGGAAAAAAAAGUAAACAUAGAUGUAUUCACAGAGUAUGUCCAUUUCUACACUGAACAUUUUUCAAAUGACGUGUUCCAAGAAAUCCUGAAGCACCUCUGUCAGUGUGCUGAUGACUUCCAAGAGACAAUAAGACGUGAUAUGUGGAGGCAAAUGUUUACUGAUCUCUUCUUUGCUUGUGAUUAUAGAAAGGUUGGUCUCCUAGAUAGACAAAAAAUACUUGCCUUGCUGGUAGACUUUUAUGCCAGAAGUCCAGUGGUUGCCAAGAAGGGAUUCUGUAACCCAAGACAAUGGCCAAUAAUUGAGCUGCAAGAGACUGAGCUUGUGGAUUUAUGGGGAGGCCUUGAUGGACAGGAAGUUUGUGAGGAGCUCAGUGAAAAGUUACCUUUGUCUCAAACAGGAAUUUCAGAGAGAGACAUUUUAGCAAAUGAACCUGUAGGUGGUAAUAGACAAAGCACCAGAGAAGGUGUUUUUGAACAAACAGGCAUGAGUGAAGCUGAGACUGGAGGAAUUUCUAGAGAAGAAAACCAAGCAGCAGAAUCAAAUGAUGCUGAAGAUGCGCCAGUUGCAGAAGUUGUGAAAGAAGUGCCUGCAAGAAAAGAGAGUUUUUCUAGGCAGCACGGCAGCCAAUUUGGCCAACAGACACGCUCAGAGAAAAGACUGCAGGACCUUCUGCAAGACCAGGGUAAAGACCUACAUCCCUUCAUGGCAGAGAUUCAGAAUUGUUGGGCUUCUCAUACUAGGAGUGCCUUUGAUGAAAGCUGCCUCAACCUGCCACAGUUUGUACAGCUCAUGGAGACAUUUGUUGGUGAAGACAUUUCUCUGCCUACAAUGAAGAGGCUUAUUGCAUUUAUCAAAGAAGAAUACAGACAGACAAAAGAGGAAAAAAUUAAACAACUAGAAAGAGUUCACCGCAUCUCUCGCUUGGCCCAACGGAAACUGCUGCUGGAGGCACUUUUCCAAAAGUGGGACAAGGAUGCAUCAGGGUUUCUGGACCUGGAAGAGAUGGAUGCUGUUCUAAGCACAUUCAAGGAAGGGACAGAAAAAGAGGCCUUGACAAAGGCAAAGAAAGACCUCUGCUCCUGUUACUCCCAGCUCAGCAGAGUGGGGAAGCUAUCCCCAAAGGCAUUCCAGACCUUCCUUGAGUUAAUUGCUUCCAAGCUCUCUGGCAAUGAGGAUGAAACUAUUGAUAACCUGGUGGCAUUUCUGACCACAAGUGUGGAACGGAGUCACAUGGAGUGCCUGCAAAGCUUAACCAGGAGAAAAUGGCUGCAUGAUAUCCAGCAAGCAGCUGAGACCAGUGGAGGAAGCAUGGGACCAGUUUACCAAGCAGUGUUCAAGGCCCUUUCCCAGGAUGCAGAAGCCCAUGGGGGUAACAAGAAGAUCAGUGCAUAUAUUGCCCUUUUGGAAGAGAACCAGCAAUCACCAGAGCGGGGACAGAUUCUCCUACACUAUGUGGCAUGUACCACAGACGAUGCACCAUAUGUACUAAACCAGAUACUUUACAGAGACAUGAAGGGAGUAAGCUUUGUAGCUGUUGAAGAGGCAAAGCCAAUCCAUGUUCCAAGAGUUCAGCUCCAUGGAAAUAUCCACUUCUGGAACUACGACCGCACAGUGGAGGAGAGAAAAGGUUCACUCCUGGUGUUGCCACUGCACGAUGCUCGCUGGAGAGUCUUUGGCAUUCUAGGCCUUGACACUCUUCGGGACCCUUGUGAGGAAACCAUCUUUCUGGCCCAUGAGAUCAGUUUCUAUCAGGGAGUUUCUCAUGCAUUCAGCAAAGCCUACCACCAUAUCUGUGCAUUGGAAAAUGUUCUACAAAUGACUGUGACUGCCGUGGACUGGUUGUAUCCCAGGGCACCCAGCAUUCACACUGUUACUACAUACAUGGUGGAGCCUGGCAAAGACAAGACAUGGGACUAUGCUCUGCGUAAGAUGCUCACUACAGAUAGGACAGGAAAAAAAGAAACUCAUAGCUCUCCUGCUCUUCUCCUUAGAAAAGAAAAUCUCCUAAGAGAUUACCUAUUUAAGUGCAUAGACAGCUCAGAGGUCACUCGCACUUCUGUUGAUGGAGAAUACCACAUUGCAGUACCUCUCCGUGACCUAUCAGGACAAGCUCUUGGUGUAUUUGAUAUCAGCAUCGGACACCGCCAGAAAUUACCACCUUAUGAACACAAAGACCUGCAGAAAAUGCUGAAGGCGGCUCAAGCUGCCUGUUUGGAGAUACUGAAGAGGUCCUUAGAGGAAACAAAACCAAUCUACGUACUGGAGGCAGAACACAUGGCAAAUCUGAGGCACGCAGGGAUUCUGUUCCACCGGUUCAUGCUGCAGGACCUGCAAGAGUGUGUCCAGAAGCUCAAUGCUGAGAGCUUUGCUGAAAUCAAGAGCUAUGUAGAACCACCAGCUCUGGUAUAUGACAUAGUUAAGGCUGUGCUGUUGCUUUUACAUCCAAACUGGAAGGGCUCAGAGAAGACUGAGAACUGGAGUCAGUGUAAACUGAGACUUGAUGACAAUUUGAUUCAGAAGAUUUAUUGCUUUGAUCCAACUGCUGCAUCUGUGCAAAUUCAAGAGGAGCUGCUGCUGGACUGCAUCACUGGUGUUCCCAGAGCAGCAGUGUGGCAGCAUGGCUCAGCUCCAGCCUGGUACCUGUACCACUGGGUACACACCUGCCUGGCACUAGCAGAGAUCACAAGGAGCCUACGCAGUAAAAAUACCCCUUCUUGAGCCCCUUUUGGCAUACAAGUGUAACGUGUUGCAUCCAGUUCUAGUGUGCCUCCA